ACCAACCCUUCUCCUCUUCUCACUCUUCUUUCCUUUUUCAGGUUCCCACUUCAUCCUCAAACCAUGACUUCUUCCUCUCCUUCUACUCCUUGGCUUGCUUCUCGUUUCUCUCCUCUUCUUCUCCCUCCUGCUUUGCCACACCCAUUCAUCUUUAAGAGGGAUUUACCAACAAAGUCUAAGUUGGUGCUUGCUGUGUUGAGGCAACCUUAUGGUGUUCCCAGGGCUGCUAAUAAUGGGCGUAGGAGUUUCUCAAGGUUGGUUGGGGAGGAGGAUGAAGUCCGGCAAGCUGUUGCCGUUCCAAGUUCGGUGCCGGUUAGGGUGGCUCAUGAGCUUCUUCAGGCAGGCCACCGCUACUUGGAUGUCAGGACUGUGGAUGAAUUCAUUGCAGGACAUGCUGUAGGAGCUGUAAAUAUCCCUUACAUGUUCAAGGUUGGAUCAGGAAUGGCAAGAAAUCCUAAGUUUGUGGAAGAAGUGUUAUCAGUUUUCGGAAAGGACGAUGAGAUAAUAGUUGGUUGCCAAAGCGGUAAAAGGUCACUUCUGGCUGCAGCAGAUCUUUGUUCGGCCGGUUUCACGGGGAUCACUGACAUUGCUGGCGGUUAUUCAGCUUGGGUGCAGACCCGUCUUCCUAUCAAUCAGUAGCAAUUUGUUUGCGUCUGCUAUAUAACAUUGCUUGCUUUCAUGUCGAACAAGAUUACAAUCUGUAUAUAUGUAUAUAUGAAUGAUCAAUCUCUUUCAAGAGAAACAACAUGGUUGUACAUAACUCUGGUUGAGAGUAAUAAGUGUAAAGAUGCUGACAAAUAAAUUUUCUGUUAUACUGUUGUUUGAA
Dioscorea cayenensis subsp. rotundata (Guinea yam) is the source of this 826-nucleotide messenger RNA. Its product is annotated as thiosulfate sulfurtransferase 16, chloroplastic-like. The coding region runs from base 64 to 639 and encodes 191 amino acids. The transcript has 7 exons. Lineage: Eukaryota; Viridiplantae; Streptophyta; Magnoliopsida; Dioscoreales; Dioscoreaceae. The record is from RefSeq and is a predicted model, not a curated record.